Molecule: messenger RNA, 1610 nt
Organism: Anas platyrhynchos (mallard)
Lineage: Eukaryota; Metazoa; Chordata; Aves; Anseriformes; Anatidae
Source: RefSeq, a predicted model, not a curated record
ACCCCGUUCACUGCCCUCCUCUCCCCUUCCCACUCCCAAAGGAGAUGCCGUAGCAGACGGGCAGCUGCUGUCUCCGCUCCCUCGCCCUUUCGCUCCCGCUCCAUCUCCCACUCUGUCUCCCUCUGCCUCUCCUAUCCCGGGCUGGGCUGCAGGACGGGCAGAGCCCCGCGGGCAGCAGCCGAAGCCCUGCCCGCCCACAGGCGCCCAGCACUCGCAGCCCGGGCCAGCCCCCGAGCGGCCCCGGGGCGGAGCUGGCGGCGCCGGGCGGCGGCGGCGGGGAGGAGGCGCCGCGGGCGGAGCAGAGCCGGGGCUGGCGGGGGCAGCGCGGCGCGGGCGGCGGAGCGGCGGGAUGCGGCAGGGCCGGGCCGCAGGGCUGGCGGCGCUGGCCGCGGUGCUCCUGGUGGCUGUGUGCAGAGCCCAGGUGCAGCAGGAGCCACAGGCACAGACCACCGAGGGCACCAGCAUCAACAUCACCUGCUCACACCCCAACAUGCAGACUGGUUACUCCAUCUACUGGUACCGCCAUCUCCCGGGCCAAGGACCUACAUUCCUAGUGUUCGGUACUAAAGGCUCCAAUGCACUGAGGGACCUGCCGGGGCGGCUCGUGGUGGCAGCAGACCGCCGGUCCAGCGCCCUGUGGCUCACCGAGCCCCAGCUUCGGGACGCGGCGGUGUAUUACUGCGCCCUGAGAGCCACGGGGAGAGGAGCCGGGGCUGCGGCCGUGCAGGAACCGUGGCGGGCGGGGCCGGGCGUGUGUGGCGGGGGCGAGGCAGGGGCACAGCCCCCAGGGGGCGCUGCCGCUCCGCCCGCCAGGACCACCUCGUCCCGCAGCCGCGGGGGUUCCCCCGCCAGCCCGGCCCCUCCAAGGCACUUCGGUUCUGCUGAAAGGGUCUGGAGCCUGGGUGCAGCUGAACGGAGAUGGCAGCAGCCUGGCAGAGCUGUGGCUGACUCCAUUCCUCUGGCACCAGGAAAGACAAAGGGUUUACCCCAGCGCAUCUUUGGCUCAUCUCUCUUGCCUGCAUGGCUGAUUCCUUCUGGACAUGGCAAGGCUGUACCAAGCAGGGCCAUAAGUGGAUCCAUAAGAAAACAGCUCUGUAAUCAAGCAGGGAAGGACAAGGUGCCCUUCUGAUGGGACCUGUCAUAGAUGUAACCAGGCUCUAAUAAGAUACUGAUGAGAAACAUCAAAGGGCUGCAAAGCACUGACAGGAAAAAUGUCUGCCAGCACUCAAGCAGGGCCUGGAAACAAUGGGCAUCCUUGAAGUGCAACUGGGCAACAGAGAGCUGCACGCGUCCUGAACAUAGCCUCUACAUAACCAAAAGAAGAAACAGAGAAACAACUUGCCUGAGCAGGAGCAAAGCAAAUGGUCAGGAAAAGUGGAAAUGAGCAUGAGGAAGUCCCUGUGAGUGCAUGUCCUGCACCUGAGGAAAGCUGUUGCAUGCUUGGGGGCAAGUGGGCACCCUAGAGCAGCAUGGGGGCAUGCAAACUGCCUGCUGUCUCUGCACUGACCCACCCCAUAUGGGUUCAGGGUCCUCAGGGACUAGAGAUUUACGUGUAUGUUCCAUGACGGGGAACACCAAUGCUGUCUUGUGGAAGGGGAUCUGCCCUGCAU